AUGCUUCAAACCUUGAGGGAGCAGAAGUUGUAUGCUCAGUUCUCCAAAUGUGAGUUUUGGCUAGAGUUUGUGGCAUUCUUGAGGCAUGUUGUAUUAGGCAAAGGUAUUAAGGCGUAUCCCAAGAAGAUUGAGGCAGUUCAGAGUUGGCCUCGUCCCACUUUGGUGGCUGAGAUCAUGAGUUUUCUGGGGUUAGAAGGUUAUUGUUGUCGGUUUGUACAGGGUUAUUCAUCCAUUGCAGCACCUCUGAAUAGAUUGACCCAAAAGGGUGUUUCGUUCCAUUGGUUUGAUGAUUGUGAGGCAAGCUUUCAGAAGCUCAAGACAGCUUGGACUACAAUACCGGUUCUAGUGUUUCCUUCUAGUUUGGGGAUGUAUACAGUGUAUUGCGACAAUUCACGC
Nicotiana tabacum (common tobacco) is the source of this 396-nucleotide messenger RNA. Lineage: Eukaryota; Viridiplantae; Streptophyta; Magnoliopsida; Solanales; Solanaceae. The record is from RefSeq and is a predicted model, not a curated record.